Alternaria viburni is the source of this 1704-nucleotide messenger RNA. RefSeq lists its product as uncharacterized. The transcript has a single exon. Lineage: Eukaryota; Fungi; Ascomycota; Dothideomycetes; Pleosporales; Pleosporaceae. The record is from RefSeq and is a predicted model, not a curated record. Bases 1 to 1704 code for a protein of 567 amino acids.
AUGAAUGACAUCAUCCUACCAGAUGCGGCGUCUCCAGAGCAAAGCCGCCCCCAGGACACGUUCACACCCACUCAAGGUGUUCCCAAUGAAGCCGCGAGCACUCCAAUGAGCAUUGAAGAUGCGGUGGCCACAGAAGAAAGCCGCCUCCAGGACGCAUCUACACCCACUCAAGAUGUUCCUGAUGAAGCGGCGCGCACUUCGCGCAACAUCGAAGAUGCGGCGUCUCCAGAGGAAAGCAUCCCCCGAGACACGUUCACACCCACCCAAGAAGUUCCCGAUGAAGCAGCAAGCGCUGUCCGGAGCAGCGAAGACGCUGCGUAUCCAGAAGAAAGCCAUCCCCUGGACGCACCCGCACCCACUCAAGACAUUCCCGAUGAGGUAGUGCGCACUCCCUGGAGUGUUGAUGAGCGCCUUUUCAUCGAGUUGCAAGCCGGCUUUGCGCUCACCGCCGCCACCCUGCACAUCUGUACAGUACUCCCGCCGACAGGCCAGAGCUACUACUACGUCUUUCGCCGGUUCUUCAGGGACGCCCAACAACACACCUCCGAGACCACACCCGACCAGAACACAAAUGCAGUUCAGCGGAGCCAAGAAGAUUACCUGCUCAAACAACAGGAGCUGGUACACUGGGCGCUGAAUAAGACGGAUGAAUUGGCGCGGAAGGCGACGAAAACCGGAGAGUUCAUGAGGGGUAAGAUGUGGAUCAUCGAGCAGGCAGUCUUCGACGCGUAUCGCAAGAUCCGCGAAGACUACGGCCUCGAUUUGCCGAUCGAAGACCCGAGACAGACCAAGGAGAUUCGCGAAUUCCUGUAUCGGAUCGUUUGCGCAAGGUUCCCUAAGUCAUUAGGACAUAGUCCUACAAGCUCAGAUGCAGACGAGAACCACGCCGCUACGGCGAAUUCUGACGACGACAUGUAUGAAGGCUCAACCCUUAGCUCUCCGCCUGAAGACGAGUUUGAGAAUACAGAGAGCGCUUCGCCGGCGGAGGAAGACGCGCCAGUCACAGAGGAGACUACACGACGGACAAGGACGAGGGCCAGGAAGCCUAUCGCCCUCCCCGACGACAACAACGCACCCCCACCGGUCCGUCAGUCCGGUCGAAAAGUCCUUGUAACCGACAAAGCGAAAGAACCUCGGACAGGUACGAAACGCACCAGGCGGAGCACAGUGGUGGAAGAGGAGAAUGAAGAGGAGAAUGAGAAUGGAGAAGAAGACGUCGAGGAAGAGGAAGAAGAGGCCGAUGGUGGAGCGUCACCGAAGAAGCGCGCCAAGAAGGCCACCCAGAAGACCACUCAGAAGCCUGUAAAGCCGAAGACCAAGAAGGGCCACGGACCGAAUCGCAAGCUGAACGAUGCCUGGUCGCAAGCAGAGCGCGAGGUCAUCAUAGCGCUCUUCAACAAGAUCAUAGCCGAGAAGGGCCUGAUCUAUUGGGCGGAAAAUAUCAGUGCCCUCUUCUACGAAGCCACCGACGCGGUCAACGCACAUAGGGCCCUAGACAAGACGACAUAUCCAGGUGACCCUCGUGGGAUGGACGGUGUCCGCACUCAGGUCCACAAGAAGGCCGCUUAUAAGCGCAUCAAAGACCGAGCUGACGCGCUGAGGACUAGGAAGGCGGAUCCGAAGAAGACGGUGACAGAGGCAGAGCUGAAGCCUCGGGACGUGUUCAAGGUGACGGAUCUUGAGCCCGAUAGCGGCAAGAAAUGA